ACAACCAUGUCGGAAUCAGCAGAAGCAUUCAAGGGCCUAGUGCCUCAUUGGACGACGGAACAAGAGAAUCCUCGGUUCGCCUAUGUUCAAUAUAGACAGACUUUGACUACCUGUGCAACGCGGUAGGAUAAACCAGACCUGACACGCUCUGUCGAGGGCCUCACGGGCUGAAUAGCUCUAGAUGAUGAACUUUGUGCGCCUCGAUCGGUUCGCUACACAUUUUGAUCGGGUCUUGAUCCACCCCGAGGACUGGAAUGAGCCCGGGACAAGCCCCGAGAAAACCGCCUUGCGCAAUAUCCGGAACAAAUACCCCCAUGUUCAACUACACCCAGUCGAGAUACUCUCGACCUCGAGCGGCGAUCCAACAUGGCAUAAAAGCCUAACCAAGUUCCAUGCCUUUGCUCUGACAAACUACACCCGCGUCUUGGUGUUUGACUCUGACUCGAUGGUCCUGAAUAACAUGGACCACCUAUUCCUCUCGACUCUCGCACCCGUAGCAGUCCCGCGAGCCUAUUGGCUCAACGACGCAGACACCAGUAUAAAAGACCAAAUGCUAGGGUCACACGUGAUGCUCAUUGAGCCAAACCAGGGCAACUUUCACCGGAUAAUCAACGAAGCCAAGUCCUCAGGCGCAUUUGACAUGGAGGUUCUCAACCACCUCUUUCGUGACUCGGCGAUGAUCCUCCCACACCGGCGUUAUGCACUACUAACCGGCGAAUUUCGGACUAAAGAUCACAGUCGGUAUCUCUCUGAGGAUAAGGAUGCGGAAUGGAACGGAAUGGCCGAGGCUUCGAGGGCUUAUUUGGUGCACUUUAGUGACUGGCCGUUGCCGAAGCCUUGGUUGCCGCAUUCUGAGCAGCAGUGGCAAGAGGUCUUGCCCGAGUGUCCGGAGGACGACGUCCCGACCGAGGAUCGGCCACGGUGCGCGGAUAGGUUCAUGUGGACGGGGUUCUAUGAGGACUAUCAUGCGGCUCAGAAGGCUGUUUGUAUGCCGCUGACGAAGUGAUGAAUGCUAACCGGAAGGCGCUUCCGGUGGUGACCUUGGUAAUUCUUCUUCGUCGGCCAC
Aspergillus calidoustus is the source of this 1066-nucleotide messenger RNA. The record is from the annotation of a GenBank genome assembly. NCBI's taxonomy places the organism in Eukaryota, Fungi, Ascomycota, Eurotiomycetes, Eurotiales, Aspergillaceae.